Pteronotus mesoamericanus is the source of this 1388-nucleotide messenger RNA. It is a transcript of the gene CACNG1, whose product is annotated as calcium voltage-gated channel auxiliary subunit gamma 1. Bases 183 to 857 code for a protein of 224 amino acids. NCBI's taxonomy places the organism in Eukaryota, Metazoa, Chordata, Mammalia, Chiroptera, Mormoopidae. The transcript is spliced from 4 exons. The record is from RefSeq and is a predicted model, not a curated record. Gene Ontology annotation, cellular component: L-type voltage-gated calcium channel complex; membrane. Gene Ontology annotation, biological process: regulation of calcium ion transmembrane transport via high voltage-gated calcium channel; calcium ion transmembrane transport. Gene Ontology annotation, molecular function: voltage-gated calcium channel activity; calcium channel regulator activity.
CUCAGCCCCAUCCAGUGUCCCUCAGCCCUGAGGCCAGCCCACUCUGGCUUGGCCAAACACACUAAACUUAGCUUCUACCCCCCGCACCAGAGUCACUGCCACCACCCCAGCCCGGCUGCCACCUGCCUGUGGAGCCACUGCCACCAGACCCUUCCCAGACCACCUACUCCUCCACGACGACCAUGUCCCAGGCCAAAACGCUGAAGGUCCUCAUGACCCUCUUCUGCAUCCUGGUGGGCAUCGUGCUGGCCACGGUGGCCGUGGUGACCGACCACUGGGCUGUGCUGAGCCCCCACAUGGAGCACCACAGUGCCACCUGCAAGGCGGCCCACUUUGGUCUCUGGCGGAUUUGCACCAAGAGUAUCAUCAUGAGCAACAGCGAGGACAAGAGCUGUGGAUCCAUCACCCUGCCUGGGGAGAAAAACUGUUCCUACUUCAGGCAUUUUAACCCAGGCGAGAGCUCAGAGAUCUUCGAAUUCACCACUCAGAAAGAGUACAGCAUCUCGGCCGCCGCCAUCGCCAUCUUCAGCCUCAGCUUCGUCAUCAUAGGAACCAUCUGCGUGCUCCUGUCCUUCAGCAAGAAGCGGGAUUACCUGCUGAGGCCGGCAUCCAUGUUCUACGCCUUCGCAGGCCUCUGCAUCUUCGUCUCGGUGGAGGUCAUGCGGCAGUCGGUGAAACGCAUGAUCUACAGCACGGACACCGUCUGGAUCGAGUACUACUACGCCUGGUCCUUCGCCUGCGCGUGCGCCGCCUUCGUGCUCCUCUUCCUGGGCGGCCUCGCCCUGCUCCUCUUCUCCCUGCCUCGAAUGCCCCGGAACCCAUGGGAGUCCUGCAUGGACGCCGAGCCCGAGCACUAGCCCUCCUGGGGCCCCAGCGAUCCUCAGGGCUUUCCCCUCAGCAAUCCGAGCCCAGCCCAGACACUCUAGAAAGAGGCGGGAGCUUUCCAUCUCCCCUGUUCCCACCUGCCCUGCGACAGCUGCCGCUGUUUCCCCUCUCUGAGCUCUUCUCUGGGCUGUGACAGGCACCUCCACGAACCCAGCAAGAGGACGUGAUUCAGACCUGCCCACGGUGGGAAAGAGGCAGGUCUGGCAGGUGCGCAGGUGUUUGCAAAGGCCUGACCUUCCGCUGCAGCUCGAAGUUGGUCCCCACGGUGCCAGCUGUCUUUGAUAAGCUGGCUGCCGUUGUCCUCUUAGCCUUAUAGAGACGGUCUGUGCGUACUGCCAGCUGCAGAUGUUCUCCUGUGUCAAUAGCCAGCCCCUCUGUCCUCAGAGACAAGACACCCCCUUUCCCGUGAGCUGAACAUCCCGUCCUUGGCUUCCAGGAGGCCUGAGAAGCAUUUUUAACUGGGUAUUUUCUGACUGUGGUUUGAAAUAAAAGAUCUUUGAAAA